Molecule: messenger RNA, 1724 nt
Organism: Suillus bovinus
Lineage: Eukaryota; Fungi; Basidiomycota; Agaricomycetes; Boletales; Suillaceae
Exons: 5
Coding region: 1-1452 (483 amino acids)
Source: RefSeq, a predicted model, not a curated record
AUGUCCACCUUCUUCCCUCAAGUCAACAUCCCCGCGCUGAAGAAAUUUGCCGCCACAGCUGCAGCGAAGCAGCAUCCAGUCAAAGCGACAAAUAAACGGCGUCCGAAGGUGAUACCAACCCCAGUGGUGGCGAGCAUCGAAGACGUGAAUUGGGCUGGAGAAAAGAUGAUUCAGAUUACGUUCGAACGCACCUCUAUACCUCUUGGGCCAUACAUCAUGAUGGCAUAUUUUCCUCGGGGACGCCAGAGGUUAACAACGCAGGCUGUGUUGGGCAUGAUGGCCGCUGUCAGAAAUUCGUCCUUGAAGAUCGAGGUGCCCAAAAUCUAUGGGUACAUGGACCUCUUACCCAAUGAUGUGGGAGCUGAGGUAGUCCUCAUGGAAAAGACAACCGGAGAAAAUCUUCAGGAUGUGUGGCCCACCCUGACGCCCGACGAAGAACUCAAAGUCUGUAGCAAGCUGGCCGACCUGCUAUUGAAGUUGUUCAACACCCGCGGAAGGCUGAUCUGCACCGACCUUCUUGGUACAGGCAUCGACACCUCCGUAUUCAGCGCCCUCCUACAGGAAGGACAGCAACACCAGAGCCCUGAUGGGCCCUCACCGUUGAUUUUAUCGCGCCCGUUCAACGAGCCACCGCUGGAUAGAAUGAUCCCACAAUAUGCACUAUCCACUAACGCUGACUAUCUAACAGCACUGUGCUGGCGCAUUGCACGCCUUUGCGGUAGCACUGAGGAUAUCAUCGCUCGAGCCCGUGACACAGGGUUUGCAGAUAAUCCCCUACUAACAAUAGAAGACAUGGUACAAGCCAGAGAAACGUUCAGGCGGCUGGCCAGUAUAAUCCCACAUCAUAUCGGAGGGUUCUACAUCCCGGGGACGCUCUCUCGCGAAGCGAGGGAGGAGGCCUAUUCGAUUCUGCAACACAGGAAAUUUGGCAUCUGCCACGGUGACAUGCAGAUGCACCAUCUCGAGCUCGUGCUUUGCACGGGGUGGGAACAUGCAUUCCGUGCGCCACUUUGGUCAUGCGCGCGCAUGCCACUCUGGCUCACCAACCGGCCAAUCUUGAACGAGCCCAUUUCCUGGGAUCGCCAAAGAGAAUUACGUAACGCCAUCUACGACAUGAUGAAUGAGCCCAGUAGAAUAGAGAGUGCCCGGGAGUGGAUCAUUUCGCACGUAUAUGGACGUACCGAGCGGUGGUUCGAGGGAUGCGUCAGCGCGCAUUGGAUGUACGCUCGGAACAUUGAAGCGAAUUUAGUGGACCUCAAGAAGUAUUGGGAAUUUUGGCGUUCGGACAUCGAGUUCCCGUUCCCGGUGGGACUGGAGCACACUCAGCAACGGCAGGCUCUAUCCCAUGGGUGGGCAGACGAACCCAUCACUGCACCCGUUACUGAAGAACUGUCUAUUCCUCUCCUUUCUGCGAGUCCUCUUGGAAUUUUGAUUGGAAUGAGUAGAUCUUGAAGCGCAUGUGACCUCGAAGCUGACAUUGGAAUGUCUCCUGUUAAAGUGUAUUGUGUACGAUGGUCAAUGGAUUGUACAGUAUGUCGGAUAUCUCCUCACAGAGUCUUUCAUGCAUUUCAAUAUAAAAACCAUUUUGCACGCAGGCGAGCAAAUACUGGUGCCUUUUUAGAGGUAGAAGAGACGGUCGAGAGUAAUACAUUAAAGUUUAAAUGUCUGGGGCCCUGUAUACACAGAUCUAGACCGUUGUGGAUGCGGGAGACGUUCGGGACAUG